Messenger RNA from Phytomonas sp. EM1, 1698 nucleotides. The record is from the annotation of a GenBank genome assembly. NCBI's taxonomy places the organism in Eukaryota, Euglenozoa, Kinetoplastea, Trypanosomatida, Trypanosomatidae.
AUGUCCUUAAGGAUUGCAACCGACAUAUUUUUACGAAAGGCACAGGAGUACAGCUUCGCACGAGAGGAUAAUACAACAAACCUAUUGCAGAGUAGCUACAACCGCGAAGUCGAGCGCAUCGAUCAUGAACUUCAGCAAUAUCGCCUGCGGAAAGCAGCGACCUUUAUUCCACCAUUAUACCGCCGCCGAUGUGACCCCGCAGCAGAGGAUGUGAUUCACUUAUUACGUGAGACCAGUAAAUUGUUCGAGCUCAAUCUUCGUUUUAGAGAAAUUGAAAAGCUGGAUGAAAUACACGCAAAGCUAUGGAGACUCUUGAACAAGGGAGGCCGCAUGUACAUCACGUUACAGGAAUACAAGGAAGUCUUGAGUGAGCUCGAAAAGGAAGGCUCUGAUGCCGACGAGGAGGAAGAUCGUGCGAUGACGGCGGCUCCAGCAUUCAUUGCCCUUACUCCGGCCGCGCGUUCCGGCAGCGUCACGCGCACUUUGACGGAUUCGGUGACUUCCAAUAGCCCGCUAAGGUCUCCUGUCCAGCCCCCCUCAGGGGAUCGAAGCACCCCGGACGGUGGUCCAGCACAGCUCGUGCAUGAUGAAUCGGAGUCCAAGUUGAAGCCCCCGACUCCCCCUCCGGCUCCCUCUGACCCCUCCCACAGCACCAUCGUCCCCACUCGAGAGCAGAGCGUGUACCAGGUGCCCAGGGCCCCCAGCACGCUGAGCGAGAUACUUUACUUACCAUACGUGGAUAGCCCAUGCCUCGGACUUGGGCUGUUUUUGUCCUGCCCAUGCAGUCCACAGCACCCGAAGAGCGUUGAUAUUGCCGCUAUUUAUCAAAUUUUCGUGAAAAAAGUGUCCCUGGUCAAGUGUGAGGCAGAACUGCUGAUGUGGGAUGCCGACAAUGACGGUAAACUGACAGAAGAGGAGAUUGAAAGUUAUGUUGGAGACUUGGUGCCACGUAUCGCGGCGUUGCGGGGGAUGUCCGAGACCAAUCUGCCUUUUUACUGCUGUACUGUCACCCGCCGCAUCUUUUGGGACCUCGAUCAGGGGAAUCGUGGGUUUAUUCGCAUCAGUGCAUUGCUGCAAAGCCCUGUCAUGGAUGAAUGGGUGACCUUGCAGCUUCAGGCUGAGGAUAGUCCAAACAGCUGGUUUGGUGCGAUAGCAACGCAGCAACUGUACGCGAAAUUCCUGUUGUUAGACACACGCAACGCCGGCACUCUCGAUGUGGCUAGUCUUAAAUUAUACAAGAAGGGUUUACCGACGAUCAUCGAUGAUGGACUGCCACCAGAUGUCAGCCCACUUAGUUCGCUUUUUAUUGAUCGAUAUUUCGAGACAAAUACAAUGCCGACUAAUCGGGAUAUGGAUUAUCGAAGGUUUGUAGACUUUGUGGUUGCCGUGGAGAUGCUACCACAGUGUAGCCGGCCGGUUUUUUGGUGGGAUAUCCUAGAUCUUGAGGGGACGGGGGUCAUAACUCCACUGAUAGCUAACUUUUUUUUCAAAGAAACACAUGCCAAGCUGGUAUCUGCCAAGCUGGAUGUGCCUUCCAUUGAGUCGGUGAUAGAAGAAGCUUUUGAUCUUAUCCAAAGUGCGGAGCCACUGCGCAUCAGACGAGAGGAGUUUAUUGCAUCACCUCAAGCAGGCCUGUUUGCGGGGAUGUUAGUCGAUUGCUUAUGUUUUUGGACCUAUGAGAGCCGCGAGCAUAGGUAA